AUGUUCAAGUCCCCUAGUCUUUAUCCCAAAUCACCUGCCUUCAUUCCGUUUGGCGCCAACGAUGACGAGCUGGAGAAGCGGAAGAUUAGGGAGGAGCGUCAGGCAGCUCAGCGUAGGCUCACACUGGAGGAUAACCUUGACCAGAUCAACGUCAAGAAGCUUGAACGUGCCAUUGUCACGGACCCCCUUUUCACGAAAACUUCUGGUCAAUUCGACGAGGGGGGAGCAAGCGGCUUGCUCCUGUACAAUCUCCCUGUGUUCAACGGGUGCGAGAUCAUGUUCGAUUCGGAGGCCAUCAUCGUGAACCCUUCACGCACGCAGCCGGAGGAGCAGGGGAAGGAUUACGUGGACAUUUCCUUUGCAUUUCGCGAAGUGGAGCUCCUCCUGAGCGCGGAUGACCCCGAGAGCUGGGAAAUCACUCCGUCCAUCUCUGCUCUCUACGAGCUGGCUGAUGAUCACCGUUGGAAGGCAGCUGUUGGUGCCAGUGCCAAGGACUCCUCUCAUGACAUGGAUGGGAAUGCUGUUAGAAGCGCAGAGGGAUUUAAGGCGUUUGAUGCGGGAGAUGAGCCAGUGGGUGGGGUGGGAGGAAGGUUUCCGUUUGGAGAUGAUAAUGACGAUGGCUCUGUGGUCGAUUUUGGUGGUGGUGGAGAUGAUGGGUGGAAUGAUGAUGGGUGUGGGUUCGCUGGCCCGCCGUUUGCUGGUGCUGAUGCUCCCGGGAUGAUCCCAGCGGGGGAUUCUGAUGGGGAGAAUGGAUAUUCGGAUGUUGAUGAUGGUAUGGACGCUGCGGAUUGGCUAGCAGCAGGCAUGGGGAUGACGAGGCUCAAGGGGAGCAACGCGUGGGCUGGGCCUAAGCACUGGCACUUUGUUAAGUCCAAGGAGGAGGCGCCUGCAGCAGCUCCUGAGGCAAAGGGGAGGAAGAAGAGAGCAGCAAAGUCGGAGCUUAUUGACUUCUCAGACCCUCAAAUAGAUGAGUCCUUGUUUCAGGCCCCUAAAGCGCUGAAGGAAAUUCAGUUGACCAAGGCUGGUCGCAAGGUGGUGAAUACCUUGCUUCCGAAGGACUACCACUAUGAUGGGCGCAAGUUGGCAACGGCUUUUAUUAGCUCGAAUUGGAACUUCUUGGCUCGGAAGGCCAGGGGGCGGGGUGGGGAGAAGCAGGGGUUCGGGGAUGGAGGCGGUGGAGAUGGGUUUGCAGCGGUUGGUGGCAGUGAAGACGUUUUUGAGGACGCGUGGGGAGGGGACGAGUGUGCUGAUCCGUUUGACUAUGGAGACGAUUUUGAUGGGCAAGGGGAUUCUGCAGAGGUGAAGCCAGCAGAUGAUUUCAUGGAGGAUCUGGUUCCAAUGCCAAAGAAGGCACAAAAGAUUGACGUCAACUAUGCGAGACAGUCAAAGCAGGUGGAUGUGAAGAUUUUGAAAGACACUAUCUGGGUGGAGCUGCAACGGCGCCAUGCCCAUGAGAGGGAGGAGCAGCAGGAUGAUGACGAAUUCUCCUCCGGCCCGAUCAGCUUCGAUCGAGUGCUCCAUAAUUUCCCGGCCAACUGCAGGGCUGCUGCACUGAGUGACAUUUCAGUGCACCUGUGCUUCAUCUCUGCAGCCAGAUCUGCCCCAGAGCUCCCCGCGCGCUCCUCCCCCUGGGGCAUCUUCUCCCUCUUCUCCUCCCCCGCAUCUCCGCCAACGCCCCUGUCCGGCGGAGCUCCCCCUGGAUCGUCGUCAACAGCUGCGCCUCCCCGCCCCCCCUUGCUGUAUCGCAUGCGAGGGGCGUUCAGUUUCCUGCUCGCCCUCAACCUUGUGCUGGGAGGGGCGUUCAGUUUCCUGCUCGCCCUCAACCUCGUGCUGGGAGGUGUGACUGUAACGGGGGAUGGCGCUGGUGGUGGUGCUGGGGAAGAAUCUGGGGUGCCCGGGAUGGCUUAUACCGGCGGGCAGGUGUCGAAAAUUGACCUGGACGGGCAGCUGGAAGUUUUGAAGUGGAUAUUGGAAGCGAAGAGACGGGAGCAAGUGGGGGCGAGUAGGGAGGAGGGGAAGAGGAUAGAUGAGCAGAAGAGAUCCCUCCCUCUCCCUCAUGUGACGUUCACCCAUGAGGAAGAGGGAGGCACCAGUGGCUGCAGACCCUCCUCCUCGUGUAUAGCGCGAUGUUAUACAGCACAUCAGACCAAGCGUCAGGCACACCUGGUCCCUCCUCCCUCCUCCUCAUGUGAAGUUCCUCCGCACGCCCAUCAGGAUGUUAUACAGCACGUCGGACCAAGCGUCAGGAACACCUGGUCCCUCCCUCCUCCUCAUGUGAAGUUCCUCCGCACGCCCAUCAGGAUGUUAUACAGCACAUCGGACCAAGCGUCAGGAACACCCGGUAGGCACCAGUGGCUGCAGUCGCGCCCGUUCAGAAACAGGUGGGCGUCUGGGCGCAUAGCGCUCAUGUAG
Molecule: messenger RNA, 2412 nt
Organism: Closterium sp. Naga37s-1
Lineage: Eukaryota; Viridiplantae; Streptophyta; Zygnematophyceae; Desmidiales; Closteriaceae
Source: the annotation of a GenBank genome assembly